Molecule: messenger RNA, 626 nt
Organism: Ceratosolen solmsi marchali
Lineage: Eukaryota; Metazoa; Arthropoda; Insecta; Hymenoptera; Agaonidae
Product: polyubiquitin
Exons: 3
Coding region: 108-569 (153 amino acids)
Molecular function (GO): protein binding
Source: RefSeq, a predicted model, not a curated record
GGGCACCUCAUUCUUUGUUGGAAGUUUGGUGGAAGAAGUUGUAUUGUCUUCUAUUUACGUCUUUUUAUUAUAGUUGGAAAUUAAUAAAUAAUCAUUUCUGUUUCAAGAUGCAGAUUUUCGUUAAAACCUUGACUGGUAAAACUAUUACUCUUGAGGUAGAGGCAUCAGACACCAUUGAGAAUGUUAAAGCCAAAAUCCAGGAUAAAGAAGGAAUUCCCCCAGAUCAGCAACGUCUAAUCUUUGCUGGUAAACAAUUAGAAGAUGGUAGAACACUUUCAGAUUACAAUAUUCAAAAGGAAUCAACAUUGCAUCUUGUUCUUCGCCUUCGUGGUGGAAUGCAAAUUUUUGUUAAAACCUUAACUGGCAAAACCAUCACGUUGGAAGUUGAAGCUUCUGAUACUAUUGAAAAUGUUAAAGCGAAGAUCCAAGACAAAGAAGGAAUUCCACCAGAUCAACAACGUCUCAUUUUUGCCGGUAAACAAUUGGAAGAUGGAAGAACAUUAUCCGACUAUAACAUCCAAAAAGAAUCAACGCUCCAUCUUGUUCUUCGCCUUCGUGGUGGAAUUUAAAUUUUUAUUAAUACCAUCAGUUUAAAGAUCAUAUAUAUUGUAAUCAAGAUAGAAAUA